AUGGACCGACUCCCACUAGAGAUCCUCCGUCAAAUCGCUUCAUACCUACCAUACAAUUCUCUAUCCUCUCUCUCUUACGUAUCUCGCAAAAUCAGACUCGCAAUUCACGACUGGCAAAUCUACAAGGCCAUUGUCGAUGUACCAAAUCACGGAUCGCUAAGACAACUCCUGGGACGAUACGAAUUAGACGAUCUCCGUGUCAAAUGGACCAGAAAUCCAAUUACUGCCGGCAUGUCACCAGAAGAGUGUGAAUUAUACGCAAAAGCGGAUUAUAACUGUUGGACAAUACUUGCGGAAGAGUACAAACUUAUGUCUCCGUCUUUUACCCGAGAUUUCCUACAAUACGGAGGGAUCAUGGCCGCUAGGGCUCAUCCUUUCACCCAGUUGAAUCUCCACAGACCAGUUCACUUGCACAACCUGGGAAAACUGGGCAGAUUCCAUGAUCUCCCAGUAGCACAUAGAUAUAUUUUCUCUUUUUGGAUAACGACUUACCUUCUCUCAUCCCCGGUCCCAGCACAGGCCAUUAGCAGACAAGAAGACGAGGAAGACUCCAUCUUUGUUUAG
Molecule: messenger RNA, 564 nt
Organism: Orbilia oligospora ATCC 24927
Lineage: Eukaryota; Fungi; Ascomycota; Orbiliomycetes; Orbiliales; Orbiliaceae
Exons: 2
Coding region: 1-564 (187 amino acids)
Molecular function (GO): protein binding
Source: RefSeq, a predicted model, not a curated record